CUGGUGAAGAAGCUGGGAAGCUGUUAAGACUCUCAGAUGGAGAACGAUAUCACACUCCUGUAAGCUGAACUGCACAGCUGAAAUACCAGGGGCCAGUUUCUAGAGUUUCUCAUUCAUGGUAUAAAAAGAAGAUAACAAGCCUGUGAACAAGAUGGCAACAUUCACCAUUGCAAAAUCAUCUCCCAACAAAAGUGAUGUCAAGAAUGCUUCUCUUGCAAUGAAGAGCAGACAGCAAGUUAUUAAUGAGGUCAACAAGCGAAGGACACUCUUGCAAGAUAACAGCUGGAUAAAAAAGCAACCAGAAGAGGAAACUGUUGAUGAAAACUAUGGAAGAGCUGUCCUUAACCAGUACAAGUCACAAGACAGCUUGCACAGGAAUGCUGGUGAAAAGGAAGAUCAGAAAGCUUUGCUUAGCCGGUAUAGAUCGGAUACUACUUUAGAUAGAAUUUCUGACAGGAAUAAUGUGGACAAAACCAAUAAGCUUCCCACCUUGGAUAGCAGACAAAAUAAUGGCAAAGAACUUGUCGUAUCUGGGAACAUGGACAGUGCCACAUCUCCUGUGAAGAAGAAAAGGCAAUCAUGGAUGCCUCCCCCAGUCCCAGGCCAGAAGCCCACCGCUGACUAUAUGGAACAGAAUAAAAGGCAAUCCUGUCCUCCACACAAUACAGCUGCAGCAGUCAUCAUAAACGAUAUUAAACUAGUGCCCUCUACUUCAGACAAACCAGGAGGGCCAAAGAUGACCGUAUCCUCAUCAGACCCCAUGACAUCUCCAAAGCCAAAUAAUGUGAACGACCAACUCAGAACGAGGCAAGUGUCUCCCACAAAACCCAGUGGAUCUCAUGUUGACAGAAACACUACUACAGAGACGACUAGAAGAAGUCAAGACCUGGACAAUCUCAUCCAAGUCAAUGCUGCAGGAGAUAAAAGUGAAAAAAGAAACCUGAAUGAGCUGAUCAAAGUGAAACCUUCAUCGAAUGGACAUAGCAAAGGAAGCCAGGACCUGGACAAUCUCAUCCAAGGCAAGCCUGCAGAUGCCAAUAGUCAAAGGGGAGACUUGGAUGACCUCAUCAAAGCGAAACCUGCAUCUAACGGAUGUCACAAGGGAACCCUCGAUGAUCUCAUCAAAGUGAAUCCUUCACCCAACGGAUAUAACAAAGGGGGACAAGAUCUCGAUGACUUCAUUGAUGUAAAUAACACUGCACCACAAAACAAAAGAAGCCAACAACUUGAUGAUCUCAUUGUAAUCAAAUCAUCUACUGUGGAUCAAAAUAAAAAGUGGACUCUCGAACAAGACUGUGAAUCUGUCAGUGUCCCAGACAAACAGGUGGACACAAACCAUUCAUACCAGGUUACACGAGGAUCCAGCUAUAAUGCCUCAAGCGGUUGCUAUCAUCCAAAGGAAACUAUUGUGUACACAAGAACAUAUGAGAAUAGCAAAUUUCCCUGUGAUGCUUAUGAAGACAACGUCCAUGGAAAAUCCAUUCAAACUGUUUACUCAACUUCUGACAGGGCCGUUAUUGAAAAGGAAAUGUGCACCUACUGCCGGAAGCCCUUGGGCACAGACACCAAGAUGAUCCUUGAUGCCUUGCAGAUCUGCUGUCAUGCAACUUGCUUCCAGUGCGAAGUCUGCAAAGGCCCUCUGGAAAACCUGAAGGCAGGAGACAGUAUUUGGAUUCACAAGAACACAGUGCAUUGUGAGCCCUGCUAUUCUAAAGUUAAAGCAUCAUGGAUCUACUAAUUUUGACUUAUUUGGUUUGGUGUAAUCUCUUAUGAUUAGCUACGUGCAUUUAUCUUUGAAAAUCAUACACUUUCCGGGAGGGGAUAACUGAUGUAUCCUACAAGCAAAAACUGUAGACGCUUGUAGAGAAGGAAAAAAUGAAAUUAUAUCAAAAUUUUAAAAGAUAAGAAAAUAUAUGGUGGCACUGUGUAAGAAGAUAUCUGCAGUCUCUGCAAGAAGAAGAUGUCUUAAGUGUAUUCUAAGAAGAUACCUGAUUAGCUCUGAAGAAUUUGUAUUCUGUUUUCUAUUCAUUCGAGGAUGGUUCAUACUUACAUGAUGGCUGUCACGUGGAACCGGUGCUUUUCAGAGGAGAACAGUUCAUCCUUUCUUCCGCCACACUAUAUACCAGAUCCCUUUAAGAGCUCUCCUUCACACUGUGGCUGCUUAACAGGGAGUGCUAGCGGCAGUCCAGUUGCUAGAGAGGUGGUGAAACAAAGCUCUCUGCUUCUCCACCCCACUGUCUUUUUGUUUUACACAUGGGCAAUCCCAAGAGAUUGCUGUCAAAGACCUUCUGAGGGCAUGAGCACUCAGGAGCGUUCGUCCCUCCCCUUUCAGCUCUUCGGCAUUGAACUUGAAAUGAAAGAAACAACAUGGCUUGGGGGAGGGCAAGAUCUGAUGGGGCCCGGAUAUCUGUACAUGAGUAGCACCCUUUCUUUGGCUGGACUGUACCAGUCAUGAUUUUUCUGCAUCUUUAUUCUGGACUGGUGAUAGAUUGACAUGGGCUACGUGAUAUGGCUGACUAUCAUACUGGACAUAUUGGCUUGUGAGCAGGGCCAGCCCAAAGUAUUAUUGCUGUUCUUUUAUAUGAUGCUUAAAAUUUGGUCUCCAAGGCGGUGCCUCACUUACUUAAAGGAAUAGCCAGUCCUGAUUUUCAGGUAAUUAUACUCUUCAAUGAGGAACAUAAUAUUCAUAUGCAUACACAAACUUCACUCCUCCAUUCGUAUCCUCUUUCCCAAACCCUUAACAGAUCCCCUCCCCCCAAAAAACAGGAGGAGUGGGAGCAAGCAACGGCUCUGACAGUGCAGUCUGCAGGGUCAUGGUGGUGGGGGAGAGUGCCAUCAAGUCAUAGCUAACUUACUGUGACCCCUGCUGGGGUUUUCAUGGCAAGAGACUAACAGAGGUGGUUUGCCGUUGCCUGCCUCUGCAACCCUUGUUUUCCUUGGAGGUCUCCCGUUCGAUUAUUAACCAAGGUUGCCCCUGCUUAGCUUCCAAGAUCUGACAAGAUCUGACGAGAUGGCUGAGGUGGUGGUGGUGGUGGUGGUGAGAAUGAAAACAAAGGGUGAAUAUGAGCUAGCCGUUAUGGAGAGCCAGGAGUGGAGGUUGAACUGUAUGUAUGUUUUGGGAGUGUCACUAUAUGGAGAUUUUGAUAUGCAGUUCUUUUUGCAUCCUAAUGUCUAAAGAAUACAGCAAGAGGAUUGAACCUGCAAGUGCAUAAGUGAUUCUUCUGAUGCUAGUGAUAAAUGUUCUAAAAAUCAGGGCCCUACAACUACUAUUGCAUAUUGUAUGUUUUGAAAUGUAUGGUUUUACAGUUGUCAACUCAUAAAUAUAAACGUCAACCUAUUUUUACUCUUUCUUAAAUCUAACUGUAUGCAAACAGCUUAGCACCGUAGAGAGCAUAGAAAUAUGGAGAAAUAUAUUAAAUGUAUAAAAGAUAACAUUAAAAUGUAAGAGACUAAAACAACAGUUUAGUGUAUUUUAAAGCAUAUCUUUAUGGAAAUAAUCACAGACUUAAAAGCAUAUCUACAGUGAUUCUAGAUGUGUAGUUGCGUUAGUCUGAAGCAGCAAAAUAAAACAAGAGUCCAGCGGCUCCUUAAACGAGUACCAAACUUCAUUCCAGCAGAAGCUCCCGUAAGCCUCAGCUCCAUUGACUCAAUAACUUAUUGUGGAAUAAAUUUUAUUACUGUGUCAUUAAUUUUAUUAAUGUGUCACUGUACUCCUGUGGAAUAAUGAGUGAUUCCGCACAUGUUGGAUAAUGCACUUCCAAUCCUCUUUAUAGAUCAUUUGGAACGGGUUUUUUUGUGUGUGGAACAAAAAAUCACCUCAAACGACUGAUAAAGUGCAUUGAAAGUGCAUUAUCCAACGUGUGCGGAGUGAACCUACAGUGCCAUCCUAAGCAAAGUUACACUCUUCUCUUGAAGUCAGUGAUCUUUGAAUGAUAUAACUCAGCUUAGGAUGGGAUUGUUAACCAGUGACAUUAAACAAAGGUGGCUGUCCAGCAUGUUGCUUGAGCACUUAAAUCAGUAAUGUCAUUUGAAGUUGAUUUCUGCCCUUCCCAGAUCAUGUUAAUAAAGGACCAACCCUGUAUGAAAAUGGAAGAGUCCACUUUGUUUUUUAAAGGAGAUGAAAAUUAAAAGCAUGAAAAUAAUAGCCUGGUAAUCAGUGUUUAUAUGAGAUUUUCUAGGUGAAGAAACCAGUUAAGUAGUUUGUAUGUUAUAUUUCUUUUUUGUUUGCUGUCUUGGGUUUUUCGGCUGAAAAGGAAAUGAAAGAUAUAAAUAUAAUAAAUGAAUGAAUACAA
Molecule: messenger RNA, 4292 nt
Organism: Eublepharis macularius
Lineage: Eukaryota; Metazoa; Chordata; Lepidosauria; Squamata; Eublepharidae
Gene: SCEL
Product: sciellin
Exons: 25
Coding region: 152-1738 (528 amino acids)
Biological process (GO): epidermis development
Cellular component (GO): cytoplasm
Source: RefSeq, a predicted model, not a curated record